This is a messenger RNA of Papaver somniferum (opium poppy), 1484 nucleotides long. Its product is annotated as DNA damage-repair/toleration protein DRT100-like. Gene Ontology annotation, molecular function: protein binding. The transcript has a single exon. The record is from RefSeq and is a predicted model, not a curated record. NCBI's taxonomy places the organism in Eukaryota, Viridiplantae, Streptophyta, Magnoliopsida, Ranunculales, Papaveraceae. Bases 89 to 1204 code for a protein of 371 amino acids.
AGUUCUACCUUCUUCCUUCAGAAAAAGCUGGUUUCUAACAAAGAUAACACACACUCUUAUCUACACAGAAACCAAAGGAAUACCAACAAUGGCACCAGCUGGUACUGCUAUUGUGAGCUUCAUCUUCUUCUUUCUAGCCAUUACUAAUGUGAAAUCAUGCACGGUUGGAGACAGGAAUGCUCUGUUAGCAUUCAGAUCAGCCUUAGUUGAGUCGCAGUUCGGCAUAUUCAAAACCUGGAGAGGAACAGAUUGUUGUAAAUCUUGGUAUGGUGUUCAUUGUGAUCCAACUAGUAAAAGAGUCACCGAAAUCAGUCUAAGAGGUGAAUCUCCUGAAAGCUCUGUUCCAACUCUAGAAAAAAUGGGAAGAUCUGGUUACAUGACUGGUGUCAUCUCACCAGCAAUCUGUAAACUAGAUCGUCUUUCUACUAUUAUCAUCGCCGAUUGGAAAGCGAUUUCCGGUAAAAUCCCUACUUGUAUCACUACACUUUCAUUUCUCCGUGUUCUUGAUUUAGUCGGAAACCAGUUUUCUGGUCCAAUCCCGUAUAAUAUUGGGAGACUACACAGACUUACUGUUUUGAAUUUCGCUGAUAAUCAAAUCAACGGCGUUAUCCCUUCGUCAAUCGUUCAGAUGUCUGCGCUGAUGCAUCUUGAUCUCCGAAGCAACAGAAUCACCGGAGAAAUUCCAACUGAGUUCGGCAACUUGAAAAUGUUGAGCAGAGCAUUGUUGAGCCGGAACUUGAUUUCUGGUUCUAUUCCAAGUUCGAUUUCGAAAAUUUACAGGUUAGCUGAUUUGGAUUUGUCGGUGAAUCAAUUAUCAGGAACCAUUCCAGAAUCAUUCGGAAGAAUGCCAGUUCUUUCGACUUUGAAUCUGGAUAUGAACAAGAUUUCUGGCCAAAUACCGACGACUUUACUAAGCGGUUCAGGAUUGAGUAUACUGAAUUUAAGCAGAAAUGCAUUGGAAGGCAGAAUCCCAGAUGUUUUCGGAGAACGAUCUUAUUUCACAGCACUGGAUUUAUCUUAUAAUAAUCUCAAAGGACCGGUUCCGAAAUCGUUGUCUUCGGCUUCGUAUGUUGGGCAUUUGGAUCUGAGUCAUAAUCAUCUUUGUGGUCCGAUUCCAACUGGCUCGCCAUUUAAUCAUCUUGAAGCUUCUUCCUUCAUGAAUAACGAUUGUCUCUGUGGCUCCCCACUUAAGAGAUGCACUUGAUUGAUAAAUUUCUAGCUGAGUUCGUCACAGGAGUUACUGAGGAAGAAGAGAUUGUACUCACUCGGUUUCUCUCUGUAGAUUCUAGUCUGUGUCUUUAUAUGCAGUGAUCAUGUGUAGUGUUAGCAGAACACAUGCAAUGUUUUUUAUUUUUUUUUAUUUUUUUGCUUUUAACUGGGGUUUGUUUGUCUUUUGUUUAAAAUUUAUAGCAUAUAAAUAUGCUCAACUGUUACCGUUUAUAUUAAAUUAAUAUAUAUAUGAUUAUGAUAUUGAAAGAAAUCAA